AUGCGGUCGAACAUUAUCUUCCUCGCCGGCCUGGUGGCCUCGGCCUUCGCCUUGCCAACAGAUGUCUCCUUUGAUCGCCGCGGCCUCAUUGCUGACCUCGGGCUCGACCUCCGCGGCGUCCUUACCACUGUCCUUGGCGGCGGCGAGGAACGCUCGACAUCGCUCUUCUCCGGCCUCAGCCCGCAGGGUGCUGCAGCUCUGGAAGGAGGGGCCUUGGGAUGCAAUGCUGGCGCUAUCCACCCCGACGCUCGACGUGAGUUGAAGUCGUGGCUGUCGGGAUCCCAGGCCCAUGGGCUCGACAAGUCUCUGAGGGACAACCUUCUGUCCUGGUGCGGCUCUGACUCUCUGACUCUGUCGGCCAAUAUCCUGGCCGCUCUGUCUGUCUACGUCCCGACGUGUGCAGAAAUCGCCGCGCAAGAACAGCUUUACGUUACUAUUGAUGGUAUCUUCUCCUCUACCGACCUUGAGUCUGAACUAGUCAUUAGCGUCUCUGCUCAGGCUGCUCUUAAUGCUUUCAUCUCUGCUUCCCUUGACGUUGAUGUCAACAUCCUUGCUGGUCUUCGGGUCUGUGCUGCUGGUGGUGUUGUCACCAGUCUCUCUGCCGAUAUCAAGGCCGCUUUGCUGGCUUGGUUGUCUCGCUCGGACUGUGGUCUUGAGUCCUCACUGCGGAUCACUGUGCUCGCCUGGGUGGAGAGCCGGGUGGCUGGUGACUGCGGUCGUAUCGGAACUCUUCCUGACGCUGCUCUAAAAUGCGUUUCCUGCGGUUCCUCAGUUACUGUCUACGUGGAGGAGAGCGGUGUCUUGGGUGCCAGUGGCCUGGCCUUCCUCGAGGCUUUCCUGGAGGCGGACAUUUCUGUCGAUAUUGAUGUCGAUGUCCGGACUGCCCUGGAGGGCUGUGCGCGCGGUGGCCUCGCUUCCGACCUGGACCUUGACGUUCGCGUUGCCCUGGCUGUGUGGUUAUCUGGCUCCAGCUGCUCACUGGGUUCUGAGUUGAAGUCCGUCGUUUUCUUCUGGCUGUCCUUCGCUGCUUCGGCUGAGGUUUCCGUCGACCUUGUCAGCGGCGUGCUCGUUGAUAUUACCGGCUUCUUGUCCGAGACUCUCAUUUCCACCCUCAGUGUUGGUCUUCGUGGUGCUUUGGGUCUCUGCGCUGCGGGCGAGAGCAUUACUGCCCUGUCGCUCGACACUCGCGCUCAGCUGGCUGCCUUCCUUGGUGGUUGCGCUGGUAUUGAGAUCGAUGUCACCGUUGAGAUUAUCAUUAUCGAGUGGCUUACCGGCUGCCGCAUGCCUGGUGGCCCUUCGGGACAUCCUCCUCCUCCGACUUCCACCACUACCACUACUCCCUACUACUACUCACAAUCACCCACCUCCGCCUCCGACUACCACCACUACCACCUCUCCAUGUGA
Molecule: messenger RNA, 1404 nt
Organism: Penicillium riverlandense
Lineage: Eukaryota; Fungi; Ascomycota; Eurotiomycetes; Eurotiales; Aspergillaceae
Product: putative cell wall protein
Exons: 2
Coding region: 1-1404 (467 amino acids)
Source: RefSeq, a predicted model, not a curated record